Messenger RNA from Guillardia theta CCMP2712, 492 nucleotides. RefSeq lists its product as hypothetical. The transcript is spliced from 2 exons. NCBI's taxonomy places the organism in Eukaryota, Cryptophyceae, Pyrenomonadales, Geminigeraceae. Bases 1 to 492 code for a protein of 163 amino acids. The record is from RefSeq and is a predicted model, not a curated record.
AUGGCGCGGACGCUGGUUGUGCGUGCAGCGGGCGCUGCGAUUCUUGGGGCCUUAGUGUGCCUCAUUGCCUUGGAGAGAGCCGGAGAAGCAAACACCUUUGCCCUUGCCGAUGCUGAUGGCCUCACGGUCCGAGAACCCAACGGGGAUGAGAUUGAGAUGAACCAUCCUGGAUGGCAGCAGUGGAUCGAUAACGUCAAAGAGUCAGGUGCUGACAGGGAGCUGCGGAUGUACGAGGUUCAGGAUGGAGAGUUGACAGUGAGGGAGCCCAAUGGAGACGUGAUUGAGAUGAAUCAUCCAGGAUGGAAGGAUUGGAUCAGCCAUGUUGAAGACUCUGGUGCAGACAGGGAGCUUGGAAUACACGAAGUGCAGAAGGGAGACGUGACGGUGCGGGAGCCCAACGGGGACAUGAUAGAUAUGGACGCCCCUGGAUGGAAGGGGUGGAUACGUGGGAUGGAGGGAUCGACCGAGAAUAGCGCACUUCCAGACAAUUGA